AUGGCAGACGAAAGCAAAACUCUCCGAUAUGUCGAUAUUGGAAUAAACUUGAGUGACCCAAUGUUCAGUGGGACAUAUCACGGAAAGCAAGCUCACGAAUGUGACUUGGACGAUGUGAUCCAGCGUGCUCGGGACGUGGGUUGUGAGAAAUUUAUGGUCACCGGUUCUGAUCUGGUCGAGUCUGAGGAAGCUGUGAAGAUUGCCCGCAACUACCCCGGAUUCUGUUAUGCCACUGUCGGUGUGCAUCCUUGCCAAGCCAAGCUGUUCGACGAACAUCCCGAAGGGCCCACCAAGAUGCUGGAAGAGCUUCGGAAGCUGGCCAUCGAAUCUAAGGAAUCCGGAUUUGCUGUUGCCUUUGGUGAAAUCGGCCUUGACUAUGACCGACUCUUCCACAGUGCCAAGGAGCCCCAAUUGAAAUACUUCGAGGCUCAAUUGGACCUUGCGAUUGAGAUUGGCAUGCCCCUCUUCCUCCAUUCACGUGCUGCGAGUGAAGACUUUGAGAGAUUGAUUGGCGAGAAGCUUCCUCACUUGCCAAAGGGUGGUCUUGUGCACAGUUUCACAGGAACUAUGGAGGAAAUGCAAAGAUUGGUUGCUUUGGGCCUUGAUAUCGGCAUCAACGGGUGCAGUAUGAAAACUGAAGAUAAUCUGGAGGUUGUGAAGGCUGUUCCGUUAGAAAGACUUCAGAUUGAAACUGAUGGACCCUGGUGCGAAAUCCGUCCUUCACAUGCCUCAGCAAAGUUUUUGACCGGCGCUCCGGAAUUACCUAAAGCUUUUAAAAAGGAGAAGUGGCAGAAGGGCUCUAUGGUCAAGGGCCGGAAUGAACCUGUGGCCAUCGCUCGUGUUGCUCAUGUUAUUGCUGAGGUCAAGGGAAUCUCCGUCGAAGAAGUUUGCGAAGCUGCUUGGAAUAACUCGAUCAAGAUGUUUGGGUUGGGAGCAACUCAGUGA
Penicillium verhagenii is the source of this 945-nucleotide messenger RNA. RefSeq names its product 3'-5'-exodeoxyribonuclease. The record is from RefSeq and is a predicted model, not a curated record. NCBI's taxonomy places the organism in Eukaryota, Fungi, Ascomycota, Eurotiomycetes, Eurotiales, Aspergillaceae. The coding region runs from base 1 to 945 and encodes 314 amino acids. Gene Ontology annotation, molecular function: 3'-5'-DNA exonuclease activity. Gene Ontology annotation, cellular component: cytosol. The transcript has 5 exons.